Messenger RNA from Spizellomyces punctatus DAOM BR117, 525 nucleotides. RefSeq lists its product as uncharacterized. The transcript has a single exon. The record is from RefSeq and is a predicted model, not a curated record. Bases 32 to 349 code for a protein of 105 amino acids. Lineage: Eukaryota; Fungi; Chytridiomycota; Chytridiomycetes; Spizellomycetales; Spizellomycetaceae.
UUUUGCCCCAGAUCAUUCCACAUACACAAGUAUGGCCACUAAAUAUAUCCCACCAACAACGGUUCCGCACCACAUUUACAUCGAAUCUACCCGACCACUGCCCUCAAAUGACUUAUUCCCAACCCUAACAUCGUUCCUGAACAACGCACCCCAAACCACGCCGGACGUUGCGUACCAGUUGACCGAGCUUCACAAAUCUCUUGAAUGGCAAAUUGAGAACAACGUUGAUGGUAGAGACUGUGUGAAGGGUGUUGCAAGCAUGUGGGAAGAGAGUGGGCCGGAAGUGGUCGACGAAGGGGAGAAAAAGAAGAAAAAGAAGAAGAAGGGUGGGUCCAAAUGGGCGGCAUAAGCGUAGGUGUAGAAGAAGGUCGAUGUGGCAGUCGAAUACAAAGACUGACACAAUGCAAAUAUCAACUUGCGAGACUGGAAGCGCUUGUCUUUCCUUCACAAUGUAGAAACCUAGUAAUUUAAGUUAGCCAUUUUGUACAAAAUAUACUAUUUUUUGUUGCGUUAACGUGAUCAGAA